Messenger RNA from Frankliniella occidentalis (western flower thrips), 4405 nucleotides. RefSeq lists its product as uncharacterized. The transcript is spliced from 8 exons. The coding region runs from base 1717 to 2673 and encodes 318 amino acids. The record is from RefSeq and is a predicted model, not a curated record. Gene Ontology annotation, molecular function: hormone activity. Lineage: Eukaryota; Metazoa; Arthropoda; Insecta; Thysanoptera; Thripidae. Gene Ontology annotation, cellular component: extracellular region.
UAGAUAUUUUUUGUGGUGUUGUGAGUAAUAUGAAUGGCAACGGGUCACGGGCCGUGUCACGAUAGCCAAUUCGCAUCGUCAUGGUCAAUGUGAUAAUUUUCGGAGCGCAGACCACGGCAGCGCUCCUGCUGGUGCUCACAGAAAAAAAAUCGUGGCUCUGCUUAGUUUUUAGCACCGGGGAUAGAAACCUAACUGAAUAGACUCGACUUUAUUUAGCACCAGGGCUAAUUUUUUAGCCACCCAGGAAACCGCACAGUUUAUUAACCGUGUAGCUAAUUCCAUUUAGCUCUUCAGCUAAAUAUUUUUACGUCCAUCUAUUUUUUUUUGCACGGGUGUAAAAUUGUGCUGAUACCGAUUUGCAGGGAACUGAAUUUUAUUUUUCUGCGUGUGUACCCCACCUCAUCGCUAGGAGCCACCAUUUGCCUGUAACUGCGGCGCGCCCACGCCCCGCCCCGCCACUCUACGUCACGCCCCGCCCUCUGGAGAGCGGCGAGUCCAAACCGUUGCACACCCAUCAGUGUUCCAGCCAAAUGAGUCGUCCAGACAGCCCGCUAGGCCCGCUAGGCCCGCCAGCCCCGCCAGGCCCGCCCUUUGGCCAGCAGCAGCAGCCCCCAUCAUGGCCCCAUGGCUGAGCCCGCCGGGCCCCGGUGACGUCAGCCCGACCCCGGCCAAUCUGGCGUGUGGCCAUGCAUCUGGGCCUGCAGGACCGCGCUCGGCAGCCGCAGGUGGGGCGGGGCGCGGGCGGGGGUCCCCGGCCCGGGGGCGAGCUGCGUAGGAGGUGAUACGGCAACGAUCAGGCAGGGGUACGCGCUGGCGUACAGGGGCGAAACAGCGGAUGAGGAGCGUUACCAGAGAGUCGGAAGAACACUAUUUUCAUUUUUUAGGUGUAGAUAGACUUGAUGUUAUUAUUUGCUUUGUUAUUGGAGCAAGAGGAACGUUUCUGAUUUUUGUUUUGUUUUCUGGUCUGGCCUGAAAAAAAACGACAGGGAGUAUGCGCACAUCUUUCUCGGUGACAAACAAAGACACAUGCAUGCAAUCAUGUUUCCGCAGGUCUUUGCGAUGAGGAAACGCUAGGCCCCCCCGCGGUGUGGGGUAUGGGACGUGUCGUGUGAUUGGCUGCUGCUGCUGCUGCUGCUGUGGGUGCUGUGCUGUUGCUGCUGCUGCUGCCGAGGCCGUGCGGGGCGAUCGGCCACAAUAGAGGGAGACUUUUCAUUCACAACGACAGACACACGACGUAUCUGGCAGCAGCGGGCCGGGCUGUACGCGGCACGGCGCCAGCUCAUCCCCGCACACACACAGACACACAUGCACACUCACGCCCGUCCAACUUGUGCAACAUGGACGGAGCCAUCGACCUGCCGGGAGCUGUGCGAUGAUGAGUCGCUCGUUAGUCGCCGAUGAGACUGGACCAUGUCGUGACACAUGCCGACGACGGAGACGGCCGCUACUCUGGAGAACACGCGCGCGCGCCUCUCAAGCCUCUCAUCGCUUGCAGCAGCUCGGCAGCAGCGGAGCGGGGACCCCGGGAACGCCGCACAGGUCCGGCCAGGGAGAGCGCCUGCGGCUGCAGGCGGCGCGGACGGCGGGCGGACGGACAGACAGAGGGGCGGACGGACGGACGGGCCGACGAGUCCGGCCAAGGGAGGCCAGCGGGGCCGCCGGGGGUUGCUGCGAGAGCAGCGAAGGUGAUUGGAGAAGAAAACCGCUGAGACCGUGAUGGUGGUGCGGCGGAGCGGCGGCCGGCCGCUGACGGCGUCCUGGGAGCUGGCGGUGGUGCUGCUGUGCGCGCUGUGCGGCGCCGGGAGGGCCGCGCCCUGGAACCAGGACGAGGACCUGGCCGCGCUGGGCAGCCUGGACAGCCUGCUCGCCUAUGAGGACCUGCGGCAGGCCGUGCAGCAGGCGGAGGACGCCUGGGGGCAGCCCGGGGCGGUCGCGGGGGUGGCGCCCGGGGCGGUCCCGGGGGCGGCGGCCCGGGGCAAGGGCGCGGCGGCGUGGCAGCCCGCCGAGCCCGACCCGCAGCUCUACCUCCUUACCGAGUACGACCGCGGCGGACAGGGACAGACCCGCGUGAAGAGGAACAGGGAGGCGGUGGCGGCGGCGGCCGCGGCGGGCCGCCUCAGCGCCCGGAGCAACAACGGCCUGCGCCGGCACGUGCGCAACCCGUCGAGCAGCAGCAGCCAGAGGCUGUCCAUCGUCAACCCGCUGGACGUGCUGCGCCAGCGCCUGCUGCUGGAGAUCGCCCGCCGCAGGAAGGCCUCCGUGCCGCAGUCCAACAGGGAGAUGCUGGAGGGGAUCGGCAAGCGGUCCUGGAGCCCCAAGGUGUCAGCGGAACAGCAGGUCGAGCGUCUGGAGCGGUGCCUGGCCGAGCUGGGCGAACUCAACGAGCUGCGGGGCCCGGCCAAGGCCGAGGACAAGUUGGCGCGACUCACCCUCCUCUACCGGGCCAUCGAGUACGGCAACAAGUGCGACCUUACCAGUGAUUUGGGAGAUCAAGGAGAUCAGCGUCAACAGCAGCAACAACAGCAGCAGCAGUUGCCCUCAGAAACACGGCCUCAGGAGCAGGGAGAGACGAACCACAUCAGGGAUGAACAGGACGACUGGAGUGCACGACAGCAGGCGAACGGCUGGUCCAGAAACACACGAGCUGCCACGAGUAGCAACCUUACAUCCUAAAAAGGGUGGUGCUUGUUUUGCUCUUUCUUCCUCAAGACCCAGGUCCCAUUUUGUAUGAUAGAAUACUUAGGCUGGCCUUUGUUUCUCCUGAUGGCAUCAAUCCUCUUGCCUUAUUUUUGUAUUUCUGUGGGGGAGCAUGUGGCAAUGGUGAUGUAACACAUUAGCAUGUUGUAACAGGUUUUAACGUUGUACUUAAUGAUAAAUAUAUCAAUAUUAAUUUUGGAAACGGAAACGGACUUGUUGUACUGCGAUGCUGCAUCAACUGGUUUUCUGUUGAUGUUUAUGAAUCUAGUCCAGCUUUUAAUCCAAAACACUCUGUGUCAAAUUUUGGUUUAAACAGUCAGGCAAGAAUAUUUUGUUUUGAUCGAUUAAAAUUGUACUGCAACAGUUAUUCAAUCAUUAAAUUAACAUAUUUGUAGUCUUUGAGGCAUUGAAAGCUCUGCUUGCUUAAAAAAAUACGGGAGUAUUUAUUAUUUAAAUUUCUAAUUUAAAGAAAAUUUAGGAUCAAUUGCAUUGUUCACAAUCAAUAAGAUGUGGCAUAUUCAACCGCAACCACAAAAAUGUAUGUGAUUGCAAUGCAUAUAAGUAAUUUUGACCUUUACAUCUUUCUUUCAUAAUGAUAUGAGUAAGUUGUAAGAAAGACAGUAAAAAUAGGUUCCACUUUCUAACUAAUGAGUUUUACUUACUGCACAUCAUAAAAUAAAAUAAAAAGAUCACUUAAUUUUAGGUUGGAUAGUCUUGCUAAAAAUAGGCGCAGUAUCAGUACCGAGAGUUGAAGUCGGAACAGCUAAUUUUAGAAGAAAUCAAUGGUUCUGAAAUAAAGCCAGCACAUAGCCAAACAAUGGCCUUUCUUCCCCAAAGAAUACUUUAUUUCCUAUUCUUUCUCUCCUGCACUUCCCUUCACAUUUGUGAAAGGAGUAGUUUAAUACCUCUGUAGAUAAUUUGGUUCCCGGAAAGAGGGAAAAAUGUUUAAGAUCUACGUUAAUGGUAGACAGUUAGAAUUUUAGUUCCUAUCUUUUAAUUUUGUUAAAUUUUGUUGUUGUAAUGAAUUUUAAAAAGUGAUGUAGUCUUAAAUUUCAAAAGUAACUGAGAUUCAUAUUAAAAUAAAUUUGGGUACAGUAUCUUGCUUUAAUAUUUCCUAUGCGCAACUGAUGGCUGGAUGUAUAAAGGUCAAUUCAAACUUGUGCUUGGUCCCUCAUUACGUAUUUACAUGGUAAGAAAGAACAGAAUAUACUUUGAAUUGUAUGAGCACUGUUUCCUCAGUCUUGGCAAUAUUUUAUUUUAAUGCUGCAACUUCACUUCACUUCAAAAACAAAAGUUUUAUGAGAUCAUUUUUUGUCUUGAGUUGAAUGGCAUUCACCACACGACCUUAAGAUCUGUGAAUGUAGCAAAAUAAUUGAGUGUGAAUAUGUGGAAGUUGACUUGAUCUGCUCAUGUAUGGCUGGGAUGGGCAGAACACAUUCCAUAUGUCUUACUUAAAAUACCCACUUGCCAUAAAUUUUUGCCUAAUUAUUUUUGAAGAAACAGAAUGUUGUGAAGGCUGCCAUCUGUAAAAGUGGCCUUGUGCCUGGUAAGCAAAGGUUGCAAUUACUGAACUGAACUGAUAACUAAUCUGAAGGUAGAAACUAGAUGCUUAGCAAGCAAUCUUCCUCUCCUCUGUAACACAUGGCAAACUGUAUUAUAGUAAAUAUUGCAUUGUCAUUACUCAUAGUAAUAAAUGCCAUAAGUUGUA